Messenger RNA from Didymodactylos carnosus, 1647 nucleotides. The record is from the annotation of a GenBank genome assembly. NCBI's taxonomy places the organism in Eukaryota, Metazoa, Rotifera, Eurotatoria, Philodinida, Philodinidae.
AUGAAUGACUCUUCUAAAAAUGAUGAUGAUGAUCAAAUAUUACGUCUUUACUAUGUACAUGGUGCAAGCGUUCGAAAUAAAAAUGAUUUUUUAUCUCAUUCUUCCGCUAUCAUCAAUCAAAAUAAUCUUAUCGAAAUUGAUUAUCAUUCUUAUUCAGUCAAUAGUAACAUUAAUAAUGAUACCAAUGUUCAAAUUGACAUGGUUGAAAAUAGUGAAUGUCAUAUUUACAUCAGCAUUGGAAAUGAACAGCCUUGCAGUACGAUGCGUUUGCCUUCAGCAUUGUCGUCAUCAAUAAAAAACGAUAAUCGAUAUGGGUUUCGUGUUAAAUUGGAAUUUCUCGAUAAUGAUUUAACAUCAAUAUCAUCAUCACACAGAUUCGGGGCAUUGGUCAAUGGAUUGAAUAUGAUUACUGUUAGUAAAUCGAGUCAACACAAUCACAACAAUCGUACAUCAUCAAAUUGUGUACCCAGUCCUGUACGUGAUAUUGUUAAAAAAAAGCGGUGGCUACAAAGCUUACGUGAUCACAAUUUCAUAAAACUUGUCCAAUUAUCAUCAAAUUUAUUUAACAUUAUUAUUCGACUAUAUAAACAUGGUGCCUAUCGAUUAUUAUUGUUUUUAAAUGAAGACAAAAUCAAAACUAUAAUAUAUGUACGAGUUUAUCCAUCACAACUGACGGACAAACGUAAUCUAAAUAAAGUUUCGUUAACGCCACCCGUCUCCUAUACAAAAAUAAAGAAUCUUACAAAAUCAAAAUCAAAUACAUCAUUAUCAAAAAAAAGUUCUUAUUCAUCAUCGAGACAAAGUUUGAAUAUGUUGAGUGAUGACGAAUUUCGGUUUUCCAAAAAACACAUAAUAGUCAAUGAUGAUGCAUUUGAUGUUUCAACACCAGGUUGUCUUUUUAAAAAAUUUGGUGAAAAUGGAAGAGGAAUAGGACAGUUUUCAAAUCCACAAGAUGUUUGUUUUUAUGAUAAUAAUUCAUUACUCGUUUCAGACAGUAUAAAUCAAUGUGUACAACUAUUUGAUAUUGAGACGGGUAAUUUAAAAUCUCUUCUAUUCGAUAAAAAACACCCAAUUCGAGGCCUUAGACGGCCGAUUGGUCUUGCUUCUAGUCCAGAUGGAACUAUUCUCGUAGCCGAUUAUGAUCAACGGUGCAUCGGUGUUUUGCAGAUUGAUGGUCAGCUUAUUCGGCGAUUCGGCGAACAACAAUUAGUUGGACCAAAAGGUGUUGUUUUGUCGUCUCAUUCGGGUAUAAUUGCUGUCGUCGACAACAAAGCUAAUUCUAUAUGUUUAUUUCAUUCAAACGGAAAAUUUUCGCAUCGUUUCGGUACUCAUGGUCCUGAAAAUCAUCAAAUUGCAGGUCCACAUUACGCUGCAUUUCAUUCAAUCUACAAGGACGAUAAUAUAAUUGUCACCGAUUUUUAUAAUAGUUGUGUUAAAAUAUUCGAUAUCAAUAUUGGACAAGUUUUAUCCACAUUCGGUUCAAAUGGAACUAAACAAGGCCAAUUCCAAGGUCCAACGGGGUUAACCACUGAUAAUGAACACGGCAUGAUUUUUGUAUCCGAUUGGGGGAAUAACAGAAUGCAGGUAAUGCAUGUUGAAAAUCUUACCAGCGGGUACGGGAGGUUAAAUUAUUGGUUUUUGCAAUGA